UCGCACGGCAGCCGAGCCGUCUCCCCCUGUGCGAGAACGGCCAGCUGGCGGGGGCCGCUCAGGAGAGGGCCCGUGGGCUGAGCGGCUGCACGGCCCAGGCAAUGGGGCUGAUGCAGGCGCCACCUUCCCCACGGCCAGGGGGCUCCUCGCGCCGCGCUCUGUGACGUCCCCGGGAAGUCACUGUGGCCCCGCGGAGAGCACGGGCCUCGGGCCACUGGAGGCGCCCGCGCUGCAGCCGGGACCCGGACGCGUUCUCAGGUGCUCCGCUGAGAGCUAGUUCUGGCUCUUGAGUUGCUGAUGAGCACAAAGUAGAUAGAAUGAGUCAAAUGAGGGGUAAUGUGUCACCAAAUGGCAGUGAAGAGAAGAAACAGUUAUUCUUUCACAGUUGCAAAGUAUCAGAAUUGUUGUCAUCUCUUGCAAAUGUUGAAAAUGAACAACAGAAGCAUCAAUUGUUUUUGAAGGGAACACGUGUGUCUCUCUUCCAUACACUGCGUUCAAUAAUAAAAUCCAAUAACUGGAAGACUGCAGCAUAUAACAAGCAAAGCAUGUUACCUCCUGAGCCCACUACUAUGUUACACAAUUGGUCAGAAGAUGAUGUAGCAAAGAAGGAUGCUGAUUCACAAAGGACAACACUGAGAAUCCAAAACAGUUGUGUAUCCAUGCGUGUUAAGUGUCUGUCUAAAUCGAAGACAACAAAUUCUGCUGUAGAAGGAAACAAAAACACUGAUUGUGGUGCUCCACUGCCAGUGCAUAUGCUUCCUUAUGUGCUUUUAAUCAAAAAUUGUCUUCCUUUGUCAAUUUCUUCAAUCCAUUCCAAAUGUUGCAAAGCAGAGAUAUUAUGCAGGAUACUAUACUUUACGCUGAGACUCUGGAAAAAGAAAACACCGAAGCCUUCACCUCAGGAUCCUCCCAGUUCUGAAGAAACACAAUAUGUGAACUUCCUUAAUCUGAAGGAUCUGCAGUGGAAAUUCUAUAAAGGUAUUGUGAAAAGAAAACAGAAAGUGAGAGUUUUAUGGAGAGAAGCAAACUACAGACCUUUCAAGCCAUUCCAGGAAAAAAUCAGGAAUGAAGAAUACAUGCUCCCUUUGAUUCCUAAGAACUGGAUAAUUCAUGAUUCUCUUAAAUGAGUUUGUGCAAUGCAUAUCCUGUUUACAUCAAACAAAUGAUGACUAUAAAUGAAUGGAGAGUGACUGCAGUUCUUCAGAAAAUUUAAAUAAAAAUGUCAAGACAUUA
This is a messenger RNA of Malaclemys terrapin pileata, 1233 nucleotides long. RefSeq lists its product as uncharacterized. The record is from RefSeq and is a predicted model, not a curated record. The coding region runs from base 318 to 1127 and encodes 269 amino acids. The transcript has 4 exons. NCBI's taxonomy places the organism in Eukaryota, Metazoa, Chordata, Testudines, Emydidae.